This is a messenger RNA of Dichotomopilus funicola, 510 nucleotides long. RefSeq lists its product as uncharacterized. NCBI's taxonomy places the organism in Eukaryota, Fungi, Ascomycota, Sordariomycetes, Sordariales, Chaetomiaceae. The coding region runs from base 1 to 510 and encodes 169 amino acids. Gene Ontology annotation, molecular function: protein dimerization activity; DNA binding. The record is from RefSeq and is a predicted model, not a curated record. Gene Ontology annotation, cellular component: RNA polymerase II, core complex. The transcript is spliced from 3 exons. Gene Ontology annotation, biological process: transcription by RNA polymerase II.
AUGGCUUCAGUCAACUUCCGCCACGACGACAAUCUUCAAACUGGGUUGGGACUCGACGCAGUGGCUAUUUUGGUAUUUGGAGGUCAUGAUGCUGACUGGGAUUGUCACAGGUUUGAGCUCUUCGUCCUCGCUGAUGGUGAGAAGAAGAUUACCGAGAAGGUCGUGAGCGGCAUGGCCAAUUGCUCCGACUUCAUCAUGCUCAAGGAGGACCACACCCUGGGCAACCUUCUUAGUGUCUAUCUGAAGAUGGCGCCCCACGUCCUCAUGUCGGGCUACAAGAUCGGUCACCCCAACGUUCCCGAGGUUCUCCUACGCGUCCAGACCGACGGCACGAUCACCCCUCGCGAGGCCCUUGUGACCGUCUGCAAGCAGCUAGUCGCCAUGUACGGCCAACUGGGCCGGGAAUUCCAGAAGGAAUUGGCCCUCCGCCAGUAUGCCGACCAAGGCGAGAAUGCUGGUGGUGCUGGCGGUGCCGGUGGUGCGGGUCCCUCUGGCCAGAAUGACUACUAG